This is a messenger RNA of Hemisphaericaspora subhashii, 6264 nucleotides long. It is a transcript of the gene USO1, whose product is annotated as Uso1p. Bases 1 to 6264 code for a protein of 2087 amino acids. The transcript has a single exon. Gene Ontology annotation, cellular component: cytoplasm; ER to Golgi transport vesicle membrane; Golgi membrane. Lineage: Eukaryota; Fungi; Ascomycota; Pichiomycetes; Serinales; Debaryomycetaceae. The record is from RefSeq and is a predicted model, not a curated record. Gene Ontology annotation, biological process: transcytosis; vesicle fusion with Golgi apparatus; intracellular protein transport.
AUGGGUUACAUCAACAACAUUCUUGGUCAGCUGAAUCAAGCCCAGCUGGUGGAAGAAGCAAUCCCUACCCUUUGCGAUAGGCUUCAACAUGGAUCUUUGUCGGCUGAUAGACGAGCUGCAGUUCUUGGUUUAAAGAGUUUUAGUAGACAAUAUCGUGAGUUAGUAGCUGAAUAUGGAUUAAGGCCAUUGAUUGCAACUAUGAAACGAGAUUCCGAUAAUGCAACUAUAAUUAAAAGCAUAUUAGAAACAAUAUUGAUUUUAUUUAUAAGAGGAGAAGAAUCAACAAGUGGUGAUAGUCAUACAGAAAUUGUCAUGAAUACUACCGGAUGGAUAUCACAACAAUCACGUGUCCAAAAUGGGAAAUAUCCUUCACCAUUGCUUAUGGAGGACAUUUCACUUGAUCAAUUAUCUAUGUGGAUUGCUGAUGAAUUUACUCAAGAUCAAGAAAUACUUAAAGUCCUUAUUGAUCAAUUAUUAGAAAAUGAUUAUCAUUUACGAUUGUAUACAAUCCAGCUUUUAGAAUCAUUAGUUUCUACGAGAGGUAGCAGAAUAAAAGAUGCAUUCUUGAAUAUUCCAACGGCGAUGUCAUCCAUGUGUUCUUUAUUAGAUGAUCCUAAUGAACCGGUUAGAAAUGAAGCCAUCUUGUUACUCAUGGCCCUUGCGAAUGAUAAUUUCAAUAUUCAAAAAUUAAUCGCAUUUGAAAAUACGUUUGAAAAGUUAUUUGAUGUUAUAGAAGAGGAAGGGGGAAUUAGAGGAUCAAUUUUAGUUCAAGAUUGUUUGACUUUAAUUACCAAUUUAUUACAAUUUAAUGCAUCCAAUCAGAAAUUCUUUUUAGAAACCAAAUGUGUUUCCCGUUUGGCUGUUUUGCUAAGUGAACCUAUAGAAGAAUCUCCAAUCCAAGAUGAGAACCAAGGUAUGGAUGAAAAUGGGUUCCCAUUUCCUCCACCUAUAAUAUGGACCGAACAACGUUUACAAAAUAUGAUAAUUGCAUUAGAAAUAUGUCGCUUGUUGGUUUCAGAGGAUAACGAAUUAGUUGUAGCCAAUCAAAAUAACUUAUUUCAACAAGGAAUUCAUUAUGUGGUACUCAAAUUGGUAUUCUCCCCCGUUAUGGAUAAUAGAAUAAGAUCGAUAGCACUAUUAACUGCUGCUGAUGCAAUUAGUGGAAAUCCAAAUAUUCAGUAUGAGUUUAGUCAAUUCGAUAUUCCAUAUAUUGAUCCGUCAUUACCUAGUGUCCAAGCCGUAUAUGAUGGAUUGAUUCCUGUCCCAUUUGCAUUGCUUAAUUGGUGUUUGUACAUAAAUUCAGUUCAUGCGUUUGAUAUCCGGGUGGGAGCUGCGUGUUGUUUAAGAGCAUAUUUUAAAGAUAAUAAAGAAUCGAAGCAGGCAUUUUUAAAUGAUCAAAUCAACGCCUAUAACAUCCCAGAUUAUUUUGAGAAUCUUCAAAAAAAGUCGCAAAUGCAACAUGAUCAUCCAGAAGAAGCGCCUCCGGUGGAAAAUAAUGAGAAUGUUCGUUCCAAUCCUACUGUGUAUGGUAACAUUUUCCGUACAUUAAUGGAUUACGAUGCAGAGGUUCAUUUAAAUCCAUAUAAGGUUUGGUUUGCAUCCCUCGUCUUAAUGUGCUUAAUAACUGAUGAAGUCAACGACAUCAAAGAAAUAGCACGCGGCGUUAAAACUGGAAAUGAAGAAUCGGGAGAAGAGGUUAUGACUUGCAUCCAAGCUAUUUCAGGAUUAUUAGUGGCUGCUUUGGAGAAAAAGUCUGAUCAACAACGUAUUGCAAUUGGGUAUCUCAUGUUGUUGACAGUUUGGCUCUGGGAAGAUUUCGACGCAGUGAAUGAUUUUUUAAGUGAUUCGAGUAAUAUUAAAUCAAUUUUGACCUUUUUGUCUAAUAGUGAUACUUCAUAUGGGAAUAAUGAUGUGAUUAUUCAUGGUAUGGCAACAAUUUUGAUUGGAACAGUAUAUGAGUUCUCAAGUAGCAAAUCACCAAUGUCAAGGAUGGAUUUGUACCUGCUUGUAAAUAAAAGCUUGGGUAAAGACAAUUAUUCAUUGAAGAUAAAACAAUUUAUCACCCUGUUGGAGUUUAAGCAAUUUGAAGAUUUGCUGAUGUUUUCAGGAAAGAAAGAUGACACUGGCUUGCCAGAUGUGUAUUUUGAUCUGAUUUACAUUGGAUUGAUUAAGGAGAAUUUCCCUCGGAUCAAAAGGGCUUUAUUCCAUGAUCCAUUGGCGGAACCUCGAGCCAAGAUCUCAUAUGACCUCUUUGAAGAGUUGGAUGGUAAGGUGACCGAGUUGACCCAGGAUUUGUUAAAAGAGAAGCAAAAUGCCAAAGAUAAUGAUGCGGACCUCAACUCAAAAAUUGCUGAAUUGAAUGCCUUGAUUACUGAACUACAGAAUAAAUUGCAAAACAUGGAAAUUGAAUUAAUUAAAGCUAGAGAAGAACAUGCCUCUGUAAAUGAAAAUUUCACUGUGACUUCAGAAACAUUAGCGGCAAUGGAAUCAUCUAAGAAGGAAUAUGAAGUUGCUUCUCAAAAAUAUUUCCGUGAAUUACAAGAUGCUCGAAAGAAGCUUUCAAGUUCUGAAGAUUCGAUUAAACAUUUACAAGCGAAAUUAGAUGAAACCGAGCUGGCCAAGAAAAAGUUAGAAGAUGGAAUAAAUAACAUGACUAGAGACUUGUUUCAACUCAAAAAACAAAAGGAUGAAGCUGAAGCAAAGAUGAAAAAGAUUGAACGAGAUGUGAAAAAUUCUCUGGGGGAUUUAGAUAAAAGCAAGAAGACAUAUGAGACCCAGAUUCAAAGAUUGAGAGCUGAAAAUGAAGAAUACAAAUCACGUAUUGAAAAGGCUAAUUCGAGAUUGAAUGAUUUCACCAAGGACACAGAAGUUAAAAUCAACGAUUUAAAUGAAAAACUUGCAGAUUCGGAAGCUAAUAACGAACAUUUGAUGGAUAAAUUGAGAUCGGCUGCGGUUGCAUUUCAAGAAUUAAGAUCAAGAUCCCAAUCAGUGGAACCAACUUUAUCAACUAGUUCCAAACUAGAUGAAGACGCUGAGAAGAAAUUGAAGGAAUUACAAUUAGAAUUAGAACAACUGAAUAAAGAGAAGAGCGACCUUCAAAACGAGUUGGAUGAGGUCAAGCAGACAGCCAAAAAUGAUAUUGCUCAUUUGAAACUUGAGAUUAUCGACAUCCAAGAAGUUAAUGACGAUAUUGCGAGUGAAAAACAGGAAUUGGAAGACAAAUUCCAGGAAUUGAAACUUGAGCUUGAAAAGACUGCUGGUGAUAUUGAAUUGUUAAAGAAGGAAUCUGAAACUACAAUAGCUGAAUUGAGAGCUGAAAUUGAUAGGCUCCAAAGCCAACUUAUAAUCGCUAGUCAAAAUGGAGAAGAUCGAUCGCUGGUGGUAUCCGAAAUGGAAAGUGCAAGCAAUGGGAAGAAUGUAGAUGUAUUACAGAAGGAAUCUUCUACAAAUAAUAAUGAGCUGUCCGAAGAGGUUAUAUCCAAGAUUAAUGAAAUCAAAGAGUUAAAGGAAGCUCACCUGAGAGAGAAAUCUGAAAUCGAAUUGAAGGUAUCCGAAUUGCAAAGCGAAUUGACGAAGCUAUCGUCGGAAUAUUCCGCCAGUCAAGAUGAAUUAGCAAAGAGAGCAGAUAAGAAUCUCGAUUUGAAAUUGCAGAUUGAGGAGUAUGAAGAUCGUAUUGUUGAAUUAGAGAAUCUCUUAAAGGCUGAUGAUAAAAUGGGAACCUUACUGGAAACUCUUUCUGCACUUAAAUUGGAAAAAAAUAAGUUUGAGACGGAACUUUUUGAAAAGCUGACUAUGGUAGAGGAGUUAAAAGCUCAAUUGGAAAAGAAAGAGUCUGAACUUAAAAAGGUUGCCAUUGCAAUUGCGGCUUUGGAAGAAGAUAAGAGACAUCAGAUUCAGGAAAUGGGGAAACAAAUGGAAAACCUUAAAUCAAGUCUGGAGGAAUCGAUUAAUGAUUUGCAAGAGUUAGUAGAGGAGUUGAGAUCUGAAAAUGAUACUGUUAUCAAAACUUUAAAAGACCGAGCAUAUGACCUUCAUUCUGAAAAGAUGGCUUUGUCUGUAACAUUGGAUAAAGAACGCAAAAAUGCAGAAUCAACGAUUGCCAAACUCAAUGAAGAAAUUAACAGUCUAGCCUCCUCUUUGAAAGAAAAUGAAGCCAGAGUAACCGAAUUAGAAGAACUGUUGCAAUCAGUUCAAACUGACUUUGAAUCAAAAUCUCAAGAAUUAUCUGCUGCUCAAGAUGAAGUUUUGAGAUUAUCCACUGAAUUGACCCAAUCUAUUAAUGACUUCGCAGCUCUCGAACAGGCUCAUCAAUUGUUGGAAGAAGAAUUAUAUACUGCUAGCGAAAACCUUUCUGCCAAGUCUAUCAAGAUGGAAAACAUGGAACGCUCAAGUGCAAAUUUGAAUGAAAGUUUGAAAACUCUCAUGGAAGAAUUGAAUCGAGUGAGGACGAGGUAUGAUCAUGAUUCUGAGGUGUGGCGUAAGCAAAAAACUGAAUUGAUUAAUGAUUUUACUAAUCAGUUGAAUGAAAAGACUCGCGAAAUUGAAAAGGCAAGGUCUGUGAUUGCAUCUGGAUCAGAGAAUAGUGUUAUUGAGGAGUAUGCUGAAAAGAUUAGAGAGUUGGAAGAUAAGCUCGAGUCCAACAAAUCAGAGCAUGAUACUUGGCAGGAUGAAAACUCCGAAUUAGAAGAACAGAUAAAGCAAUUAAGAUCGGACCUUGAGCUGAGAGAACACUUAAUAAACGAAAAGAGUUCCGAGCUUGAAGAAUUAAAAUUGGAAUUGGAAUCUACCAAUGAUAGCGUGGAGACAAAGGAAUCUGAGAUUGAGGGAUUGAAUGAAACGAUUCAACAAUUGCAAAAUGAACUCAGAAAUAUGGGUGAAGAAUUGGACACAAUGAAGAAGAAGAAUGAAGAUUUAGUCUUAGAGAUAUCCAAACAAGAGGAAGAGCUAGUACAUGUGAAAGAUCUUCUUGAAUCCAAACUGGUCGAAUUAAACAAUUUGAGCUCACAGGCACUUUCAGGUAAGUUGGAAGUUGAUGUCGAAGAAUUAGAAGCAAAAGUCGAAUCUUUGACUGUAGAAAAACAGCAACUAAGUUCAUUGGUAACAGAAAAGGAAAAUGAGGUUGUGCUUUGCAAUGAGAAAAUAGAAGACAUUACAAGUGAACUUGAGAAGGUAAAGGCUGAGUAUCAUGAAUCCGUCGAAUCUUUAGAACAUAUGAAAAAUGAAUUGGAUGAAAAGUCUUCCUUGUUGAUAAAGUUGCAAGUAGAGUUGGAAACUAAAACCAAGGAAAAGAUUGAAAUUGAUGAAUUGGUGAAAUUGAAAUCAGAUGAAGCUCAGAAAUUUGAACAAAUGUUGACAAAAGUAACAGAGGAAUCCAAUGAUUAUCAAGACAUAAUCAAGAAAUUAGAAUCUGAAUUAGAUACAUUAAAGGAAUCAACUGAGGCCGAGAAGGUUGGAGCAGAAAAUGUAGCUGAAUUGCAGAACUCGGUCGAGUUGAAAGCAACGGAAUGUGCCGAGCUUGAGACUUCCAAAAAUGAAUUAGAGAGAGAGUUGGUGGAAACAAAAGAGCGAAUUCAGGAACUUAUUACUAGCAAUACUUCAUUAGAAGAAUCUUCAUCUAAACUCGCAAGUCUCGAAAAUGAAUUGGAGCAAGCUAAUCAGCAGAUUGAAGUGUUGGAAACCGAGAAGCAUGAGUUGGUCCAAAGACUAGAAAAGAUUCAACAGGAGUAUCGUGAGUUAGAUGCACAAUCAGCAAAGAAUGAGGAAUCAGCCGCUGCUGAGGUUGACACAAGACAUGCAUUGUCCAUUGUACAAGAGGAGCUUCACCAAGCCAAUUCUGAAAUUGAACAAUUACAAAACGUAGCGAAGGAGAAUAAAGAUUUACAGAACCGAUUGGAAAAAUUCGAAUCGUUGAAUGAAAAGGUUAAUGAAGAAUUACAUACUCUUAGAUUUGAAAAUGAUGAAAUGCAAGUUUUGUUAGCCAACGAGAGAUCAGAGAAUAAGCAAUUAACCCAACAGUUAAUUCAACAGCAUGAUACAGAUAGACAUGAACAAGAAAUUAAGAAAUUAAAGGAUAAAUUAUCCGACAGUGUCCCUAGAUCUGAUCUUGAUGAUCUUAUGUUGUUAAUGUCUGAUUUGGAUGAGAAGAACAAUAAGUACAAGAAGAGAUUGAAAAUGUUGGGUCAAGUAGUUUCUAGUGAUGAAGAAGAUUCAGAUGACGAGGAUGGUGAUGAUGGUGAUGAAGAAGAAGAAGAAGAUUUGUUAUAA